AUGGCGGCGAUCAACCGGUCGCAGGCGAACCAGCGGCGGCACCCCGAUACCUUCCACCAGCAACAGAUAAACUCCUCACCGUCGUCGUCAGGCUCCUCCUCGUCGUCGUUCUUGGGGGUGAAGGUCGAUCUCCAGCAGCUGAUCCUCGCGAUCCUCGACGACCCCGUCGUCAGCAGGGUUCUGCAUGAUGCAUUUUUCAAAUAUCAGACUAAACCAAAGCUUACAACACAUGGUGAUUUGUAUCAAGAAGGAAAAGAGUUUGAGGUCAAACUGAGGGAAAUGAAACCAGGAAUGCUGUCACAUGAACUUAAAGAAGCUCUUGGCAUGCCAGAUGGUGCUCCUCCUCCUUGGCUUAUUAAUACGCAGAGAUACGGUCCUCCGCCAUCUUACCCACAUCUGAAAAUACCAGGACUUAAUGCUCCUAUUCCUCCUGGAGCCAGCUUUGGUUAUCAUCCUGGAGGUUGGGGAAAACCUCCUGUUGAUGAAUAUGGCCGGCCAUUGUAUGGUGAUGUUUUUGGGGUUCAACAACAAGACCAACCUAACUAUGAGGAAGAACCAGUUGACCGAAGCAAACACUGGGGAGAUUUGGAGGAAGAAGAGGAGGAGGAGGAGGAAGAAGAGGAAGAACAAAUGGAAGAAGAGGAAAUGGAGGAAGGCAUUCAAUCAGUUGAUAGCCUUUCAAGCACCCCCACUGGUGUUGAAACUCCCGAUGUUAUUGACCUACGAAAGCAACAGAGAAAGGAGCCAGAGAGACCUCUUUAUCAGGUUCUGGAAGAGAAGGAAGAGAGAGUUGCUCCUGGGACUCUGCUUGGAACAACUCACACUUAUCUGCUCACUGAUAAAGACAAAGACAAAGCAGCUGCUGCUAAAAGGGUUGAUCUUCUUCGGGGUCCAAAAUCAGACAAGGUGGAAGUCACCAUCCAACCAGAGGAGUUGGAGGCUAUGGAUGAUGUUUUGGCUGCCAAGUACGAAGAAGCACGUGAGGAGGAGAAGCUGAGGAACCAGAAGGAAGACUUCAGCGACAUGGUUGCAGAGGCCGAGAAGAAGCGAAAACGUAAGAUGCAGGAUAAGGAAGGCAAAUCGAAGAAGAAAGAUUUCAAGUUUUAGUUUAUAUAUCGAGCCGAGAUGGCGGCAUGGAAGUUUCCAACUGUUGAUGUACCUUGUACUCUUGAGUACGUAACUUGUAAAUCACUUAGCGCUCUCAGUAAACCUAGUUUUGCGUAUGAAGAUUGAGAAGUUGCUACGAUUGUGGUGCUCGAGGAAACUGACAUGUUACCUUAUUUUAUGGCUUUACUUCCGUAGGCAGAUCAUGCCAUUUUAUGUUUUAGAUGUCAAAUUGAUGUUGUUCAUCAAUCAUAGAAUGUGAAUCAAGCAAUUCUACUUGUAUGGUAGUAAUUGCCCUAAGAGCAUGUAUGGCUACUAUUUAUAUCUUUGAACCCUUACAAGUUAAGUUACUUAUUCUCAAAACUCAA
This is a messenger RNA of Asparagus officinalis (garden asparagus), 1472 nucleotides long. Its product is annotated as splicing factor 3B subunit 2-like. Gene Ontology annotation, cellular component: nucleus; U12-type spliceosomal complex; U2-type spliceosomal complex. The record is from RefSeq and is a predicted model, not a curated record. Lineage: Eukaryota; Viridiplantae; Streptophyta; Magnoliopsida; Asparagales; Asparagaceae. Bases 1 to 1107 code for a protein of 368 amino acids. Gene Ontology annotation, biological process: mRNA splicing, via spliceosome. The transcript is spliced from 12 exons.